CUGGAUUCCAACCUCAACCAGCCAUGAGAAAGGAGGCUUCAGCUGAACAGACCUGCAGGGGCUGCGAAAACGAGGGGGAGAGUGAAGGCCAGUGAGGGGGAAAACAACGGUUUUGGCACCCCGAACAAGUUUUUGCGUCCCUGAAAGCUGAGGUUUUGGGAAAGCUGAGCAAGCCACGGAAGGCCAGUUUGGACUGGUACAAAGAGCAUGGAGGACAGAGGUCCCUGAACGAGACAUCCCCAAGAGACUCCAGGACUUAAAACCCUCCCGGGAGCUAAAGCAACUCGGAGAUCAACAGCAGACCCCGGACGACCUGUGCACAGGACAGAACUCCCAUCCACCUCUUCCCCCCAUUCUUCUUAUGUUACACCCGGGCUUGGCCAGCCCCGGGUAGUGCGUGUAUCUAUGCAGGUCCGCUGAGCUACGUAGCACACUGGAUCUGCAGUUUCAGGGAACCUAUGCCAAUGUACUUAACUGAGCAUACAGCUAAAGCAAGAGAGAACCCCACAAAGAAGUUAGUGAUGAAAGAAAAGGCUUUGGAGUAUCCUAAGACCUUAAGAAUGCUAAGAAAAAUAACAGGGCUUUUCUGUCCCAAUGACUUGCAGCUGUUCAGACAGUGAACUCGUGUCUCACCCUCAUGUCCACCAACUCAGCUCUUGUUUAUUCUGGAUAUUCAUCAACGGAGUCAUUUUCUCAAACAUGGCAUAAGUUUUUCAAAAAAACAAACAUACGCCUCCAAUGAAACUAACAAAAAAGGUAGGCGGGGACUCGACUGAGUGAAAUCAGCUCAGGGGAAACGACACAGCCCAUAUUUAACUGAACUUGCAAAGAGACCGAGACAGAGAGAGACUAGAGGCAGCUGUGAAGAGACCAUGGCAGGGUUUCAUGUCCAUAGUGUCCUGGUGACAAGAUCCAAUCGGGGAAUUGGCCUGGAGCUGAUCAAGCAUUUUAUUGGGAAACCGAACCCACCAGAAGUGAUCUUUGCCACCUGCCGGGACCCAGAGGGAGUGCGAGCGCAGGAACUACAAAAAUUGGCUUCCAAGCACCCAAACGUUGUGAUUCUGCAGCUAGAAGCUACAGACUCAGCGAGCAUCGAGAGCGCUGCAAAGAAAGCUGAGACCCAUCUGGGAGGAACUGGCCUAAAUUUGCUGAUAAAUAAUGCUGGCGUUAUGCCACCAAGGACACUUGAGUCAGCCACUCCUGAAGAUAUGUUAAGCGUCUAUAACACAAAUGUUAUUGGGCCACUGUUAGUGACCCAGGCGUUCCUGCCCUUGCUGAAGAAGGCUGCCCAGGGAAGCAACCAGAAAGGGAUGAGCUGCAGCAAGGCAGCCAUUGUCAACAUCUCCACUGUUCUGGGAUCCAUUGAGAAAACUCCUGAAACAUUCUCCUUCGUGCCAGUAGUCUCCUACCGCUGCAGCAAGGGACCAUCCUCAAGCAGUUAUAAUCCACCAUACUGGCCAGACUUCUUCUGAAGCGAGAUGGAUGUGGAACUACAGAGAUGUUGGAACCUUCAUACUCUCCCUGGGAAGUUCGCUGCCCUCACAAGUUCCACCACACUUGGCUCCAACGAUGCUAAGUCUUUUGAUCUUACAAUCUCCUAUUGCCUCCACCCCACAGCUUGUAAAUGCCCAUGUGCAUUGAGCUCCCAACAGGCAUGUUCUCACCAUGCGUCCAGUGGCCAUCUUGAUGGAAUUUCUUCCUGCAUGUGCAUUCUGCUGCUUUCUCCAACACCCUAAGCUUUGUUUUAAGACCAAUAUUUUUCAGCCACCCUAUUGCUCACCUGAAGGGUUCCAAGGUGCUGAGCAAACCCUCCAAAUGAUUACUCCUGGGGGAAUUCUGCACCAAAAAAAUAAAAAGUCUAUGCCAAACAUUU
Malaclemys terrapin pileata is the source of this 1873-nucleotide messenger RNA. RefSeq lists its product as uncharacterized. Lineage: Eukaryota; Metazoa; Chordata; Testudines; Emydidae. The transcript is spliced from 6 exons. The record is from RefSeq and is a predicted model, not a curated record. Bases 873 to 1472 code for a protein of 199 amino acids.